Molecule: messenger RNA, 985 nt
Organism: Lucilia sericata (common green bottle fly)
Lineage: Eukaryota; Metazoa; Arthropoda; Insecta; Diptera; Calliphoridae
Product: peptide deformylase, mitochondrial-like
Exons: 2
Coding region: 86-805 (239 amino acids)
Biological process (GO): N-terminal protein amino acid modification; peptidyl-methionine modification
Cellular component (GO): mitochondrion
Molecular function (GO): peptide deformylase activity
Source: RefSeq, a predicted model, not a curated record
UUACACUUUGUUUUCUUUAGCCGGCAUUUAUUUGUUCUUCUUUCAAUUGCGUAAAUUCUUGAAUUUUUUAAAGUUAUUGAUUUUAAUGGCUCUCCAAAAGUUAAAUCUUCUUCCUUUCAACCUAAUCAACACCUCUAAAAGGUUUAUACAUACUACCACAAGAAAAUGUAAAACAUUUCGUCAAAUGUAUCGUGAUUUCUGGACACCAAAACAGGGCAAUCAACCACCCUAUGGCCACUUUACACAAGUUGGAGAUCCUGUGUUACGUUCAGCAGCCGCUGAGGUACCAAAGGAUAUGUUAAAUAGUAAAGAAAUUGAUAUGAUUGUGGAUCAAAUGAUAAAAGUUUUAAGAAAGUACGAUUGUGUCGGGAUAGCCGCACCACAAAUUGGUGUAUCUUUGCGUAUUAUUGUUAUGGAAUUUAGAAAGGAUUUGGAUAAGAAAUUUACAAAGGAAGUCUAUGAGGCUAGGAAGAUGUCACCACUGCCGUUGACGGUUAUGAUUAAUCCCACCUUAAAAGUAACCAACUACACUAAACAUAAACAUCCCGAAGGCUGUAUGAGUGUUCGUGGCUAUUCUGCGGAAGUUGAACGUUACGAAGGUGUUACCUUAACGGGCAUAGGUAAAAGGGAUACACCCUCCGAGCUACAACUAACAGGUUGGAAUGCACGUAUAGCACAACAUGAAAUGGAUCAUUUAGAUGGCAAACUAUAUAUAGAUCAAAUGGAUCGUUCAACAUUUUAUUGCACCUGUUGGGAGACGGUCAAUUCAAAGGCAGGACGUGUGGAAAUACCAUUUUAUAAGUAAAAAUUGAAUACACUAUCUCAGAGGAAACUUUUACUUUCAAAUUUUCUAAGAAAAGAAAAUUGUACAUUCUAAAAUAGAAUUUUGUUUUGAUUUUCAAAAUCUGCAGAUUACAAUAUUAGGUGCAAUUUUUGAAAUAUUACUAGUUUUGUUAUUAAUUAUUGAAAAAUAAAGUCUAUUUGU